Messenger RNA from Ectocarpus sp. CCAP 1310/34, 608 nucleotides. NCBI's taxonomy places the organism in Eukaryota, Phaeophyceae, Ectocarpales, Ectocarpaceae. The record is from the annotation of a GenBank genome assembly.
GUAAACGGUGGUUUACUCGCUAAUUUACCGCCAAUAGGUGGUGGUGGCCCUCCCAUCGUGAAGAAAAAUCGUGAAAAAAAGGAAGGUGCAAACAAAGGUUGGCGCUGAGGGGGAUUGAACCCGCUACCUCUGGCACUGAAUAACCACACAUGGAUUCCUUCUGUCAAACUUAAAGACAACGAAAGGACGCGUCAUUCCAAUACGCCUCUUCGUAUUUUUUUCGCGCUUCGCACAAAACAAUUAUGACUCGUUCCCGGGUUGCCCUACUCAUGGUCGCUGAGCCGACGACGAACGCUUUCAGUGAAGUAAGAGGGCCUAUCCCCGAGGUGCUGGGAGCUCUGAGAAACCUGCGGGAGCUGUUGCUCAGCUCCAACCAGCUUACAGACGAGAUUCCAGCGACUCUAGGACAGCUCGGCAACCUGCAACAGCUCGAUCUCUCUUGGAACAAGCUCAGUGGAUUCAUCCCACAGGAGCUAGGAAACCUGAACCAGCUGCAGACCCUUUGGCUCUACUUCAACCAGCUCACUGGGCCCAUUCCCGAGUCGCUGGGAGCUCUCAGCAACCUACGGGAGCUGUCUCUCUACUCCAACCGGCUUACAGGUAGCUAA